This is a messenger RNA of Carcharodon carcharias (great white shark), 1805 nucleotides long. RefSeq names its product cyclin-T1-like. NCBI's taxonomy places the organism in Eukaryota, Metazoa, Chordata, Chondrichthyes, Lamniformes, Lamnidae. Gene Ontology annotation, cellular component: cyclin/CDK positive transcription elongation factor complex; nucleus. Bases 309 to 1805 code for a protein of 498 amino acids. Gene Ontology annotation, biological process: positive regulation of DNA-templated transcription, elongation; regulation of transcription by RNA polymerase II. The transcript is spliced from 8 exons. The record is from RefSeq and is a predicted model, not a curated record. Gene Ontology annotation, molecular function: cyclin-dependent protein serine/threonine kinase activator activity.
UCACACAGAGCAUCGCCCCAGCCGCCCUCUUCCUCGCUGCUAAGGUGGAGGAACAACCUCGGAAGCUGGAACACGUCAUCAAAGUGGCCCAUGCUUGCCUUAACCCCCAGGAUCCACCACCAGACACCAAGAGUGACACAUACCUGCAGCAGGCCCAGGACCUGGUCAUUCUCGAGAGUGUCAUCCUGCAGACCCUGGGGUUUGACAUCACCAUAGAUCAUCCACACACACACGUGGUGAAAUGUACCCAGUUAGUGAGAGGUAAGGACGACAAAGCGAGCAAGGAUUUGGCACAGACGUCAUAUUUCAUGGCCACCAACAGUCUGCACCUCACCACCUUCUGCCUGCAGUACCCACCGCCUGUGGUCGCCUGCGUCUGCAUUCACCUGGCCUGCAAAUGGUCAAACUGGGAGAUCCCAGUGUCCACAGACGGCAAGAAUUGGUGGGAGUACGUGGACCCGACUGUCACACUGGAGUUGCUGGACGGUCUGACCCAUGAGUUCCUGCAGAUUCUUGAGAAGACUCCCAACAGGCUGAAGCGGAUCAAAAACUGGCGGGCCUGCCAGGCGGCCAAGAAGCCGAGGGUGGAGGGUCAGGGCCCGGAGGAGGGACACCCAGCGCCCGGCUUGGCGACACCCUCAUCGUCAGCGUCGGCGGCUGACAGCGCCUUCUCCGAGCUGAUGAGCAUCGUGGCCUCGAGCGUGAGCGGAGGAGGGGUCGGCCCACCGCAGCCCGGCACCUCCCGGCCCUGGCCGCAGCUGGGCGGCGGCGGGGGGGAGGAGGAGGAGGAGGAGGAGCAGCAGCAGAGCGGGGAGGCGGGGCACGGCGCGGCCCAGCGGAACGGCAGCAAGUGUCCAGCGGCGGCGGCGCCAGCGGGCCCCAUGCGGGUGAGCCUGAGCGAGUACCGAGCCAAGCACGCCGAGGAGCUGGCCUCUCAGAAGCGUAAGCUGGAGAGCCUGGAGGCCAGCGUCAGGGAGGACUACGCUUCGGCCGCCCAGGCCCUGCUGGAGCAGCAGAAGGUGAGGGACAGGAAGCCCCGGGACGCUCACCACCCCCUCCCCAUCCGCAUCCGCCUCCCGGUGACGGACGCCGGCGAGGAGCAGCUCCGGGUGAGGAUCAAGGUGCCGGCGGAGGGGGAGGGGGGCGAGGAGGGCCGGAGCCGGCACGCGGGGCCCCGGGACAAGAGGAAGGACCAGGCCUCCAACCACCACCACCACCACCACCACAGGCACCGGCACCACCACCACCACCACCACCACCAGCAGCACCAGCAGCAGCAUCACCACGGCCGGCACGCCCCCUCUGGUAGGAGGGAGGAGGCGCGCCGGCGGCUGCCGAGGGAGGAGGAGACGGCUGCCUCGGCGCUCGGCCAUCACCGGCAGCAGCAGCAGCAGAGGCCUGGCAAGCCGGCAAAGGCCAGCGCCGCCGCCGCCGCCGCCCCCCCCUCCUCCUCCUCCUCCUCCUCCUCCACCUCCACCUCCUCCUCCUCCUCCGCCCGCUUCAACACCAGCGUCCUGGACCUUCCGUUCCCCCCGCCGGGGCUGCCGGACAAGGAGGCCAACGGCCACGGGGGGCCCCCCAAGCCGGGCAAGGGGCCCUUCACCGAGCACAGCCACUACCAGGACACCUUCGACAUGCUGGAGUCGCUGCUCAGCGCCCAGGGGAUGCCUCCCGCCCCCCAGCCCCGCUUCAGCUUCCUGCCGGCUGCCCCCCUGGCUUCCCGGGUCCCCCCUCCCCUGCCCGCCGAGUCUCUCUGCGCAGUCAUCAUCCAACUGAAUGGUGGGAACAGGCUCGAGAGGGGCUGA